Molecule: messenger RNA, 1118 nt
Organism: Cebus imitator (Panamanian white-faced capuchin)
Lineage: Eukaryota; Metazoa; Chordata; Mammalia; Primates; Cebidae
Gene: CCDC196
Product: coiled-coil domain containing 196
Exons: 10
Coding region: 1-894 (297 amino acids)
Source: RefSeq, a predicted model, not a curated record
AUGACAAGUGGUGCAAACUCUUCAGGAUCUUACCUGCCCUCAAAAAUAAGAAGUUCUAAAACAGAUGACAAUUAUUUGAAGGAACUGAAUGAGGACUUGAAGCUAAGGAAACAGGAACUGCUAGAGAUGCUCAAACCUCUAGAAGAUAAAAACAACCUCUUAUUCCAAAAGUUAAUGUCUAACUUGGAGGAAAAACAAAGGAGUCUUGAGAUCAUGAGGCAAAUUAUGGCAGGGAAGAAGGGUGAGGAAUCCUCAGUCAUGGAGCUCCUUAAGGAGGCAGAGGAAAUGAAACAGAACCUGGAAAGGAAAAACAAGAUGCUUCAGAAGGAAAUGGAGAUGCUAUGGAACAAGACAUUUGAGGCAGAAGAACUCAGUGAUCAACAAAGAGCACCAGAGAUAAAAAACAAGGCAGACUUGCAGGAUUCCCGGGCUCCCAAAUCCCCCUUGUCACUUAGGAAGACCAAGAGUGAACUAGAGAAAUCACUUGCAGAGAAAGUGAAGGAGAUAAGGAAAGAAAAGCAACAGAGGAAAAUGGAAUGGGUCAAGUAUCAGGAACAAAACAACAUCCUUCAGAAUGAUUUUCGUGGAAAAGUGAUUGAGCUGAGAAUUGAAGCCUUGAAGAAGUACCAGAAGGCCAAUGACCUGAAAUUAUCACUGUAUUUGCAGCAGAAUUUUGAGCCAAUGCAAGCAUUUUUAAAUCUCCCUGGGUCCCAAGGUACUAUGGGCACUACAACUAUGGACAGACUGACUACUGGCAGAAAUGAACACCAUGUGAGAAUUCUGGGAUCAAAGGUCUACACAGAACAACAAGGAGCUACAGGAAGUCAGCUUGAUGAUGCAGGAGGGAGGCUCUUUUUUCUGAGGUCACUGACAGAUGAAGCGCUGAAGAAUUAGAAGGCUUUCACUCCAUUUGCUUUGGACAGAUUUAAAGACUAGGUGCAGCCAUUUGUGUUAAUUAAAAUCUCUCAAACCUUUGUUUUAGUGCUGUUUUCUCUCUAUCCCACCACCAAUCUGGGUGGAAAUGUUGGAUGUUUGGCCUUAAACAUGUAUGGAAUGCAGUCAUUUAGGGAUUCUAAACAGCCUUUGAUUAUUUUGAUAGUUUUGGGAUUUGAAAUGAC